GCAGCUGAUGAAAUAACGACGCUGCUUACAAUGCCAUCCGCUGCACGUACCAUAUAUUCCUUUUACCUAACGCUUUAAGGUUGAAUGCGUCCCUCCUCCCUUGGCAUCUGAAGCCACAAGUCACAGACAUCUUACUUCCUCUUCCAUGGACAAGCGGAGCUGCAGACUGCAGCUGGAGACCACCCACCGUGAAUCCGAAGAAGUCAGUAGCAAGGAGUGGGAGUUCAUCCACAUGUCGGAGCAAGAGGAAGACCUCAUCCGCAGGAUGUAUCGGCUUGUUGGCGACAGGUGGGAGCUCGUAGCAGGGCGAAUCCCGGGGAGGAAGGCGGAGGAGAUCGAGAGGUAUUGGAUAAUGAGGCAUGGCGAGAGCUUCGCGGAGAAGCGGCAGAAGAGGGAGGCAGGUGAGGGCGGGCGGUGUGAGGGAAGAAGAGCACCAUGAUGAUGAGGUGAUGCAGCUGCAGCUGCAGCUGUUGUGUUCUUGGUUGACUGCUGCUUUCUUAAUAGACAUGGCGAGAUGGGACUGUAUCCCUUCCUCCACCAUUUCCUACCUCUGCAAUCUGCAAUCUGUAAUCACCAUGGCCCCCUGGAACUCGGAAGUUUAUGCCUA
Musa acuminata subsp. malaccensis (wild Malaysian banana) is the source of this 607-nucleotide messenger RNA. Its product is annotated as transcription factor TRY-like. Gene Ontology annotation, biological process: cell differentiation; regulation of DNA-templated transcription. Gene Ontology annotation, molecular function: transcription cis-regulatory region binding. Lineage: Eukaryota; Viridiplantae; Streptophyta; Magnoliopsida; Zingiberales; Musaceae. The record is from RefSeq and is a predicted model, not a curated record. Gene Ontology annotation, cellular component: nucleus.